Messenger RNA from Cydia fagiglandana, 2708 nucleotides. RefSeq lists its product as uncharacterized. NCBI's taxonomy places the organism in Eukaryota, Metazoa, Arthropoda, Insecta, Lepidoptera, Tortricidae. The record is from RefSeq and is a predicted model, not a curated record. The transcript is spliced from 9 exons. The coding region runs from base 272 to 1399 and encodes 375 amino acids.
UUCGUGUUUCUUCGUUUUCGUUUCAUGCGUUGGGUGGUUUACGUGCGUGUUUCGUCGGCAUAUUUGGUGUUACGAGUAAAUAUUAGAAACUUACAAUCGAUUUCAUGAACGCUUUUAAAUAUAAUAUAUCACCAGUUGCGUAUGCGCAUACCAGUAAAUAAUCCGCCGAUGUGAUUUUCUAAUUGUACCACCAAUUGCAAUUGAACCGGAUUCCGUAUUUGUAUUCUAUUGCCUUUGAAUUGGAGCGGUAUAAAUAUAUUCAAGAGUGGCCAUGGAACUGGUAGCGCUAGUGAAGGAGGGCUUCCAAAAUGUCGCGGAGCAUGCAGCCAGUUACAAGUUCGGACAGACGGUGCUCCGACAUGUUGACAAGGCGCUUUGGGUCCUGGAGAAAUGCGCACGCUGGGCCGUGCCCCCACCAUUGGACCCAGAAGAAAGGCCUCAACCAGAGCUCGUCCGACCGCUGCCGUGGGUGUUCUUUUUAAUGAUGCUGGUAGCCCUAAGGAUUACGCGGGAGUCCAUAUCGCUCGUAAACUUAGUACUGGGCAAGCCACCGCUUCGAUCUGCUGAUGUGGUGACAUACAUUCAAGGCAAACGUCGCUAUCUGCGCACCUUGAAGUACCAAGGCAACAGGAUGAUGAGGGCCCGUACGGGCACGACCCAUGAGCCGUGGUACAGCGGGCUGAGGUCGCUCUUUGAGUUCACCAUGUGCUUUAGAAGACAGUCGAUGCACUACGGCAACAACAAUACUACUAGAGUCAGCAACAACGAUGAAGUGCUGGUAGUGAAACGCAGCAAGCGCCCCCGUCAGGAGGAAAGCCCCGCGUCCACCAGCGAGGCGACCAUGGAGCGGCUCAUAGAGAAGAUGAUGGUUGACUUGGACGCUGACUCAGAUGAAGACUCCAGCUAUACGCUCACAAACGCCACAAGCCUGAAAAGUGAUAGGUCCGAAAUCGCCGAAUCUGACCAGGAGCCCACUCCGAGCGAGGAAUCCGCCCCAGCUAAAUCGGAGAACGAAACGCCCGCCAAAACACCCGAGCCGAACGUUACAGAAAAACCGGCCGACCAUCCGGCCGAGACCGAUAACCAUCCGGCCGAGACCGACCAACCCCAAGCCGAGGAAGUUACGGAAGAAUUCAAGCCAGCUCAAAACUGCGAAGACAAACAUCUGAACGCAGAACAACCCUCCCCCUUGGUCGACUCGCAAACAUUCAUCCAAACCGAGAAGAAACGAUACCAGAGGUCGCCAAGAAAGGACCAAAAAAUGGCGAACGGCCGGACAGUAAAGAGUACGUCCGAAAGAAACAUAGGAGGCGAGAAGCGGGACGCGGCUGUGGCCAGGGCUUCGUCGGCGGAUUUCAUCGCACGUGGGAAAAAAGAUAACUACAGGCAGACACCGUAAGCUUGUGGCGUCAUGCACAGUAACUAUAAGUAGAACAGUACUGAAGACUGUUUAUUGUUUUGCUCAUUUAGUUAACGUUGUACGGUUAUUUUAGGGAUACUUCUUGUUAUAUACUAUGUUAAGGAAUAAUUUUUAAAAUCAGCAGGUCCGAUAUUAUUAAUAUUCAUAAAUAAAUAAAUUAUUAACUUUUAAAUAUGACCCCGCAUGAAGAAAGAGUUGUUUUUAGUCCCUGAUAUAACGAUUAUUUUUUAAAUCAUUUAAUCAAUUAUAACUUUAUCGGCAUAUAAUGUAAUCUCUCUAAAAUAUCAAUUUAGUUUACGACGAUUAUAUUUUUAUUUAUAGCUCAGUUUAGAGCAAUUAAUUUUGUAGCGAGUGAUUGUAUCAUCUUGUAUAAGUUCUUUUUUUUAUGUUAACUAGGUAAACUAAGUCUAUAAUAAGAAAUAUCUGGGGUGGAGUAUGCUAGUGCCUUAGAUGUUAAUGUUUCGUCUCAUGACAUUCGAAUUACUACCUUGAGAGCAUUUACAGAGGGUUUAGUUUUGGACGGUCAAUGUGGUUGAAAUCUAGAUGCUGGGAUUUUCAAUGCAUUUAUGCGUUUUCUAAGUCUUUCUCAGCGAUGUAUAUUUCCCAUGUAGCAUAUUCUUGUGAAAAGUAAACAAAAACAAUAUUGACAAUCCUAAACUAAACGUACUGAUAACAUUAUGUAUGCUUUUUUAUUUAUUAAUAUUGUCCUUAAUCUGUAGUUUUUUAGGCUUUCACCUUGAUUUUGAAAUAUUUGGUCGGUGCUAAAGAUUCAUGUCGCUUGCUAAUAUAUAGUUUUACGAAAGCGAUGGCCCUAUUUCUAUUUGCAUACAGGCAUUUAAAAUUAUACACCUUCAGAACAGUCACCUUUCAAUCGCAGUAAGGUUCUUAUGCUUCAUGUGAAAUAAAGGAUUUUUAUCAGAAUUUCUGUGGGGAUUUCAAAUAGAAAGGUCCUUAUUGCAUUUGAAGUAUAAGGACCCAAAAAUCGUGGGUUCUAACCUCGUUUGUGCUGUAGAGCAGAAAAUAUCGUUGUCGAAAAACAAUGCAAAAUUACUACUAAAAAUUAUACCUUCAUACACGGAAAAGGGACACCUCGUAAGACCCACCAUAUAAAGUUUUCAAAUUUUUAAUUUGCACCUUAUCCUAUAAGUAAAUUAGAACGAAUUUCGUUUGUUUUAAAAAGCAAUGAAACAAAAGAAAUGCUACUUUAUAUGGUUCAUGAAAGGUUCAAAUUAGUUUGCACGAAUAUGUACAGUCGCCAUCAGAUAUAUCGGAGCGGCCAAGGUGUUCA